AUGGCCAACUCUCCCCACGGCGGUGUCCUCAAGGACCUUUUCUUGCGCGAUGCGCCGCGCCAGUCUGAGCUUCUUGCUGAGGCCGACAAGCUCCCUUCCCUCCUGUUGACCGAGCGCCACCUCUGCGAUCUCGAGCUGAUUCUCAACGGUGGCUUCUCUCCCCUCGAAGGUUUCAUGACCGAGAAGGACUAUAAUGGAGUCGUCAAGGACAACCGUCUCGCUGAUGGCAACCUCUUCUCCAUGCCCAUCACCCUCGAUGUCUCCCAGCAGCAGAUCGACACCCUCUCCAUCAAGCCCGGUGCGCGCAUCACCCUCCGCGACCUCAGAGACGACCGCAACCUGGCUAUCCUCACUGUUGAGGAUGUCUACAAGCCCGACAGAGUCAAGGAGGCCAUUGAGGUCUUUGGCAGCGAUGACGACACCCACCCCGGUGUGAAGCACCUCUUCAACAACACCAGCGACUUCUACGUUGGUGGUAAGCUCGAGGCUAUCCAGCGUCUUGCCCACUACGACUUCCUCGACCUCAGAUUCACUCCCGCCGAGUUGAGACAGCACUUCGAGAAGCUCGGCUGGAACAAGGUCGUCGCUUUCCAGACUCGCAACCCCAUGCACCGCGCUCACAGAGAGCUCACUGUCCGCGCCGCCCGCUCCCAACAAGCCAACGUCCUCAUCCACCCCGUCGUCGGCAUGACCAAGCCCGGUGACAUUGACCACUUCACCCGUGUUCGUGUCUACAAGGCCCUCCUCCCUAGAUACCCCAACGGCAUGGCCGCCCUGGCCCUGCUGCCCCUGGCCAUGCGCAUGGGUGGCCCCCGCGAGGCCAUCUGGCACGCCAUCAUCCGCAAGAACCACGGCGCCACGCACUUCAUUGUCGGCCGCGACCACGCCGGCCCCGGCAAGAACAAGAACGGCAAGGACCACUACGGCCCGUACGACGCCCAGGUCGCCGUUCAGAAGUACUCUGACGAGCUCGGCAUCACCAUGGUCGAGUUCCAGGAGAUGAUUUACAUCCCCGACCGCGACGAGUACCAGCCCGCCAACGAGAUCGCCCCCGGCACCCACACCGCCAACAUCUCCGGCACUGAGCUCCGCAACCGCCUCAAGACCGGCAAGGAGAUCCCCGCGUGGUUCUCCUACCCCGAGGUCGUCAAGGUCCUGCGCGAGCAGAACCCCCUCCCCGCCCAAAAGGGUUUCACCAUCUUCCUCACCGGCCUGCUCAACAGCGGAAAGGACCAGAUCGCAAAGGCUCUCCAGGUCACCCUUAACCAGGGUGGCGGCCGCUCCGUCUCGCUCCUCCUCGGCGAGACGGUCCGCCACGAGCUCUCCUCCGAGCUCGGCUUCAGCCGCGAGGACCGCGACAAGAACGUCGGCCGCAUCGCCUUCGUCGCCUCGGAGCUCACCCGCGCCGGCGCCGCCGUCAUCGCCGCCCCCAUCGCUCCGUUCGACGAGGCCCGCCAAAAGGCUCGCGAGCUGGUCGAGAAGGCCGGCCCCUUCUUCCUCGUGCACGUCGCUACCCCGCUCGAGUACGCCGAGAAGACGGACAAGCGCGGCAUCUACGCCAAGGCGCGCAACGGCGACAUCAAGGGCUUCACCGGUGUCGACGACCCGUACGAGGCGCCCGCCAAGGCUGACCUCGUCGUCAACCUCGAGCAGCAGACGGUCCGCUCCAUUGUCCACCAGAUUGUCCUGCUCCUCGAGAGUCAGGGUCUCCUGGACCGUUUGUAA
Molecule: messenger RNA, 1725 nt
Organism: Colletotrichum phormii
Lineage: Eukaryota; Fungi; Ascomycota; Sordariomycetes; Glomerellales; Glomerellaceae
Product: sulfate adenylyltransferase
Exons: 5
Coding region: 1-1725 (574 amino acids)
Biological process (GO): sulfur amino acid metabolic process
Cellular component (GO): cytoplasm
Molecular function (GO): adenylylsulfate kinase activity; sulfate adenylyltransferase (ATP) activity; ATP binding
Source: RefSeq, a predicted model, not a curated record